AUGGCUGCAGCACCAGACGAAGGAUUGAACAGACCAGGCCAUCGUUCAAAACCUAAAAACACAGAGCUUCAAGCUGUUAAGAGUAAAGCUAAGAGCAACCGAGUUCACGAUUCAAUUUAUGUGAUGCUUCAGCAAAACCCUGAUCCAGAAUCUGGGAUUCAACAGGCUGUGACACUGCUUACAAAAUCGAAUGAAGAUUUAUUCCGAAUCACGAAGAAGAUAGACGAGAAACAGAAUGAAGAACGCGUGGCUUAUAACAAGUUGUACAGCUUAGAAUAUGAAGAGAGAGGAUUUAGAAGUAAGUCGAGCAUUGUAGGGAAGAGAAUGGCUGCUCUAAAACGAGAACUCGACAAGCUCACUUUUGCUAAUAAUGCUUACAAGGACAGAUCUAUCAGCACACAAGACAAGUUGAAUCUCCAUAACUUGCAUUUCCAUAUGCAUCAUGGAACUUAUAACAUGGCCAAGGAAAAGAAGCUCUUGGAAGAGGUGAAUGCCUGCAAAAAGAAAUCAAAUGACGACUUCGAAAAUAUUCUGUUUUUGUUAGAACAGAUACGGAGAUUGAAGAUGGACAUUGGUAGGAACUAUUUCAUCCCAAGACCAGCAAUAAUGGUUGAUGAAAAGCAAGUUCUUCAAGAGAUUAAUGAGCUUAAAUGGAAGAGAGAUAAAGCCUUUGCCGAUGCUCCUGUAAAGGGAAAGAUUUGGAACUCUUUGCCUCCCAAAAAUGUCAUCAAAAAACAAAUUAAGGAAAUGGAAUUGGUUUUGGAUGAUGAAUACAGGAAGAAACAUAUGGAGCUGAAAGGUGAAAUACAAGCGGUGAAUAGACAAAUCAAUGGUGUGAAGAGACAAAUCAAUGGUGUGAAUAAGAACAUAGCUUCUUUGAACAGGCAAUUGUUAGAAGUUCGUAGGAAGAAAGGGACAGCUUACAAAGAAGUUUUAAGGUUAAUCAAGAUUCAAAAUCAACAUGAACCAAUCGAGCUCGGUGGUUAA
This is a messenger RNA of Hibiscus syriacus, 987 nucleotides long. RefSeq lists its product as uncharacterized. The transcript has 5 exons. Bases 1 to 987 code for a protein of 328 amino acids. NCBI's taxonomy places the organism in Eukaryota, Viridiplantae, Streptophyta, Magnoliopsida, Malvales, Malvaceae. The record is from RefSeq and is a predicted model, not a curated record.